Messenger RNA from Plectropomus leopardus (leopard coralgrouper), 3749 nucleotides. It is a transcript of the gene castor2, whose product is annotated as cytosolic arginine sensor for mTORC1 subunit 2. Gene Ontology annotation, biological process: negative regulation of TORC1 signaling. The record is from RefSeq and is a predicted model, not a curated record. NCBI's taxonomy places the organism in Eukaryota, Metazoa, Chordata, Actinopteri, Perciformes, Serranidae.
UUGCAGGUUUUGACAGCAGGUCCGUUUUUUACCUCUUUGCUUUCUUUAUUCCACCCUGCCUCGCUCUUUCUUUCUCUAUUUAAUACGCCUGUAGCCUGCCGUGUGUGUGUAUUUAUUUAUUUAUGCAUCUUAUUUGAAAGUAUUUUAGGGUUUUUUUUUAACAUUUUAGUCGCUCCUUCAAAUGAGAAGACGUAAAAGAUGGAGCUUCAUAUUUUAGAGCACAGCUUGAAAGUGGCGAGUAUAGAAAAAGAGGGGAUCCAGAUUUGCACUCACGGAUUAAUAAAACUCGCUUUCUUGGCCUCCAAAACAAGAUGCAAGUUUUUCAGUUUGACAGAGACUCCGGAGGACUACACCAUAAUCGUCGACGAGGAAGGCUUUAAAGAGUUGCCCCAGUCGGAGCACAUCAGUGUUGCUGACGCCACAUGGUUGGCCCUCAAUGUGGUGUCAGGGGGUGGCAACGCCUCCAACUCGCAACCCAUCGGAGUCACCAAAAUCGCAAAAUCGGUUAUUGCACCGCUGGCCGACCACAACAUCUCUGUUUUCAUGCUGUCGACGUAUCAGACGGACUUUAUUCUGGUUCGAGAGCGAGACCUGCCGAUGGUCAUGCACACGCUGUCUUCCGAAUUCACUUUGCUUCGGGUGGUCAACGGAGAGACUGUUGCUGUUCACGAUCUGGGAGUCACCAAUGGCUUCGUAAAGCCUAAACUUGUGCCCCGUCCCAUCAUUCACCCCUUAUCUAGUCCCAGCAACAUGUUCUGUGUGACCAGCCUGGACCCGGACACACUGCCCUCUGUAGCCACCCUGCUCAUGGACGUCAUGUUUUACUCCGGAGGGCCGAAGGAGGCCGGAGCAUCUGGCGAGGACUCCAACCACAUCCGCUUCUUCUCCUUCUCCCUGAUCGAGGGCUACAUCUCACUGGUCAUGGACGAACAGACAACUCAAAGGUUUCCAAACAACGUCCUCUUCACCAGUGCUUCUGGUGAGCUUUGGAAAAUGGUUCGCAUCGGGGGACAACCUUUAGGAUUUGAUGAGUGCGGCAUCGUGGCUCAAAUAUCAGAACCCUUGGCAACGGCUGACAUUCCAGCUUACUACAUUAGUACCUUCAAGUUUGACCACGCCCUGGUUCCCGAAGAAAACAUCCAAAGUGUGAUCGGAGCUCUGCGGACCAAGAGCACGGCACAGUGAAGAAACCGAUGACCGUUUUCAAAGUCAUUUCGUUCAAACGUUUAUCAUGUCCAAAAAGUGCCAAGAGCUUAUUUUAGCGAACUACUGUGGAUCGGCUCUGAAAGGAAGGGAUCUAACCACGAAGCGUGGGUGGCGUACCGGGGAGGGGGGGAGUGUGACGGUGUGUUAGGGAUGCCUGUGUUACUCGAUCAUUUUCUUUGCCCCCUUCCUUCCCCCGACACUCGAGGCCCUCCACUGCCUGCUCUGGUAGUUGUUGCUUUAGUUUACCAGACUGAAUAUGUUUCUUUUCCUCUCUAAAGCUGCUUCUUCCCACUCCCUGACCCCCACGAGCACCAUACUGUAUUAGUUACAUAAUUCCUCUUGCGGAAGGAUGACGAAUGUACUCUCAAAAACGAAAUAUAUAUUAUAAGCUCUCCAUUCAUUUCCACAGGUCAUUUCUCAGUGCCAAGAUGUUUGAAUGCCUAAACUGAUGCCUUUGUCAAAAUACUAUACUUGUGUGCAAUUGUAGGAGACAAUUCUUUGAGACAGCUGGCGGUGUGACGCAGCACUUGGUUGAGUAAUAAGGUUUUGUUUUUUGUUUUGCUUCGAGUAGCUGUUGAACAUCUUUCAUUUAGAGCAAUGAUCUGACAGUCCGUUGUUAAAUUUAGAUGCUUGAUUUGGUGGAACAUGAAGUGAAUCCAUGAUCUCGAUGAGGAAAUGAUCGUUUUUGUGUUUUAAAAAGUUACAUGCAGUCACACUGUGAGCAACCUGGUCGAUGGUCGUUUGAAAGGGGCAGAUUUUAUGUACUUAUACAACAUUUAUAUUAAUAGAUUAUUUGGCUGGCAGGACAAUUUAUGUAGUGUAAAUUAAUGGUUUCAGAGUUGCGCUUCAGAGUCAGGCCAAAAUUUGAACUUGUCCAUUACUGUGGUUAUUAAAAAAAAAUACUUUAGAAACUAAUGAGAUUCUGAUCAGUCUCAGCUCAGCUUUGUGUUUAGUAAUAAUUUAGUAUACCACUAAAGUGAACACAGUAAACAUAAACUGCUGCACAUUAGCAUGUUAACUUUGUCAUUGUGAUAACACCUGUUGCCAGUCAUAGAUACAGCGACAUUUUUUCAUUACACAGCAAAACAACUACUAUUACAACAAUUUAAAAAAGUUAAUAUUUUUUAAAUAAAAAGCAGACAUUUAGUAACAAUUCAUGUCCAAUACAAAAUGUCGUCUAGGAUAAAUUUCAGAAUUUAGCAUCAUAUCUAGACACCAUAUUAAAAACAUCAUCAUAUUUGAAAAUAUAAUAGGCUUCCAUUUACAUUAGUGCACAAACUAAGCAAGAGAUACAAAAAAAAAAGAAGUAACCACCACAUUUUCACUGACCUCCAUGCUGCUUUCUACUGUUUGCUAACCUGUUUUCUGGCCUGUUUUUGAUGUCGAAUGUGACACACCAGUAAAAAUAAACAAAAAACACAUACACACAUUCACAGAAAACAUACUGUUCUGCUGCAGAGCCGUGUACACAGCUCUUGUCUACUGGCAAUAAGAAAAUAGUCUAUAGCCUAUUUAGUGGGUUUUCCCAUGUUUAAAAAACUAAUUUUGGUGGAAAAGGGGUAUAAUUAAUGCAUAUGUCUCUUUUGUUAAAUCUGAACAGACAAGUCAAAUCAACUUUUUGUAGUGUUAUGGAGAGUUACAUACUCUAAACACUCCUCCAACAAGCUUUACUGUAAAUAUGAAAUGGUUGCAUUUUCUGGUCGGUUUCGAUGACUUGACGGUCACGUUGCUCACAGUGUGAAGCCGCAAUAAGUCCUGCUAAAAAAAUGCAAUGAUGAAAAUGUUUGCAUCUACAGUAGUAAUAAAUUACUGAGCCACUUUGACAAUGUAAUAUAAAAAUAAUGACAUAAACAUAAGCUAUGGUUCACACAGGGAAGGAGCCCUGGUGUCCAUCACGGUGUUGAAGCUGCCCCUCCCCGGCCCCAGUCUGCACUUUAACGCAGGUCCCACCCCCACAGGCCUGCUGUACUGAUGUGAAAACGGGGGAGGGCUAUUUACUGUAGAGAUCCUGUCCAGACGGGGAGAUUUCUGUUGGUCUUAAACAUUUGGUGAUAAUGUUUUUCUUUCUUUUCUUUUGUUUUCACGCCACCUUGCACCUAACAACAACCUCUCUUCUGAUCAGAUGUGAUUAGUAGAAACCCUGUAUUUAUCAGUGUUAAAACAGGAAGAAGGUGACAUUUCUUCUGAUUCCAUUUCAAAGACAAAAGUUGAAAGCUUUUCAUUUGGAGCUUCUUGUGUGAAAAAAAAAAUAAACAAGCUUUUUUUUUUUUUGGAGCUUGUUGCGUGUUCAGUUUUCACCAAUGUGUCAUUUUUACUGUCUUUAGUUAACAACAGGGAUUGUCCUCUCACUGUUAUUUGCUCCCAAUGUGUACUUUAAUCAAUAAACUCGUGACAUCUCUGCACAAAGUGGUCGUCAGAGCCUCAAGAAUCACUAUAAAUCAGAUUUGUCUGUCCAAUUUUGGAGUAUUUUGACAUAUAAAAAACAGGAAAAUAACACUAUAAAUACACACAAACUCAUCUUUGAGAUAAUAAAAUGCAACAAC